This is a messenger RNA of Hippoglossus stenolepis (Pacific halibut), 6103 nucleotides long. Its product is annotated as contactin-1a. The record is from RefSeq and is a predicted model, not a curated record. The transcript has 24 exons. Gene Ontology annotation, biological process: cell-cell adhesion; brain development. Lineage: Eukaryota; Metazoa; Chordata; Actinopteri; Pleuronectiformes; Pleuronectidae. Bases 369 to 3422 code for a protein of 1017 amino acids. Gene Ontology annotation, molecular function: cell-cell adhesion mediator activity.
GAGUCUCUCACCACGGGGGGAGGCUUCUUCAGCGGCGUCCCAUUUGCAUGGUUCCCUGUCCUGCUCGGGGAAUUAGCCUUUUUCUUUUUGCCAUUGUCCCUCUAUUCCCCCCUUUUCCACCUUGGAGAGAGCGCAUCCAUCCAGCGCUUGUUUCUGAGGCAGACAAUGGAGUGAGGAGUAUUUAGGACACUUGGCAGGGUAGGCAUGUUGGAGGGGAUGGGGGACACGGGCUGCUAAGUAGCUCAUCCCCGUCACACAGCCACAGGCAUGAUAGCUCUCCACAGCAAGGAAAUCCAGGCAGUCCUGCUAAUGUUCCAUCAGCUGAGCUUUAAGCUGUAACCCCAGCAGGUGGUUCUCACUUCAGCAUCAUGCUGCACCUCACCCUGCUCCUCCAUCUCCUGGUCCUCUCACUCUCUCCUGCAGAUGCAUCAUUCCAUGGGGAGGUACCUGACUUUUAUAGAGAUGAAGCCGCAGGUUUCGGGCCAGUGUUUGAGGAGCAGCCGGUGGACACCAUCUACCCCGAGGAGUCGCCCGAGGCCAAAAUCAUCCUAAACUGCCGCGCUCGGGCCAAUCCACCUGCCACAUACAAAUGGAGGCUUAACAACUUGCACAUUGAUCUGAAUGAAGAGGGCAGCCUCUACAGUUUAGCGGGAGGCAACCUGGUCAUCAACAACCCACUCAAAACCAAACACGAAGGGGAUUACUCCUGCAUGGCUUCCAACAUGUUCGGCACGGUCGUCAGCCGAAAGGGCUCGGUCCAGUUCGGAUACCUGGAUCUUUUCUCGUCAGAGGAGAGGGAGACGGUGAAAGUCAAAGAGGGACAGGGGGCAGUGCUGCUCUGCGCUCCCCCGCCACAUCAUCCAGCCGAGCUGUCGUUCCGAUGGAUCCUCAAUGAAUUCCCCACCUUCAUCCCGCUGGACCAGCGGCGCUUUGUCUCCCAGUCCAACGGGAACCUAUACAUCUCCAAGGUGGACUCGUCAGACACCGGCAACUACUCCUGCAUCGCGUCCAGCACGUCCAUCUCCAAGAGCGUGUUCUCCAACUACAUCCCUCUAGUGCCCCAGGCUGAACGUCCCAUCAGGAAGUACCCUGCUGACCUGAAUGUCAAGUUCCCAGACACCACAGCUCUGGUCGGGCAGAAUAUCACCUUGGAGUGCUUCGCUUUGGGAAACCCCGUGCCUGAGAUCCACUGGAAAAAGUUGGAGGGGCCCAUGCCGCCCAAUCAUGAGAAGGCGGGGGCUCAUCUGCACCUGUACAAUGUGCAGUUUGAAGAUGGCGGCACGUAUCGGUGCGAGGCGGUGAACUCGAGAGGAAAAGACUACCACACUGCACGUUUGUCUGUAGAAGCUUUCCCUGAGUGGGUAGAGCACAUCAGCAGCACAGAGAACGACCUCAAUAGCGAGUACACCAUGUCCUGCGAAGCCAGCGGCAAACCCAAACCACACAUCCACUGGCUGAAAGACGGAGAACCGCUCGACAGGAAAGAGAUGCAGUUCAGCAGCCUGAUGUUUGACGACUCGGGGAUGUACCAGUGCAUAGCACAGAAUCACCACGGAGUCAUAUAUGCCAACGCCGAGCUGCGUGUGUUUGCCUGUGCUCCCACGUUUGAACACAACCCAGUGAAGAGAGUCCUGGUGGCUAAAAACGGCCGGGUGGUGAUCGAGUGUCGACCAAAAGCUGCUCCAAAGCCGAACUUCGCCUGGAGCAGAGACACGGAGCUGAUCUCCAACUCUACCAGGGUGUUCAUCUGGGAGGACGGGAGCCUGGAGAUCCUCAACGUGACGCGGGCAGAUGAAGGCAGGUACACCUGUUUCGCCGAGAACGACCGGGGCAAGGCCAACAGCACGGGCGCUCUGCUGGUUACAGAGUCCACAAAGAUCACCUUGGCGCCGUCCAACGCUGACGUUAAAGUGGGUGAGAACACCUUGAUGCAGUGUGCCGCGUCGCACGACUCCUCCCUGGACAUCACCUUCAUCUGGUCGCUGGACGGCCGCGUUAUUGACCUGCACAAGGAGAGCCAGCACUAUGAACGCACACCGAACGGGAGCUCGAACGGCGAGCUGCUGAUUAGAAACGCCCAGCUGAAGCACGCCGGACGAUACAGCUGCACUGCGCAGACCCCUGUCGACAACAUUACCGCCUCUGCCCACCUGGUUGUCAGGGGUCCCCCAGGGGCCCCAGGUGGGUUGCGAGUGGUGAACAAAACCGACAACAAUGUGAUGCUGCAGUGGAGCCGAGGGGCAGACAACCACAGCCCCAUCUCCAAGUACACCAUCCAGUACAGGGAUUCCCUCCAGAACGACGUCUGGAAGAACGGCACUACAUCUCCUGCGGAUGUAGAGGGGAACACAGAGACAGCUACCGUGGUGGAUUUGCUCCCCUGGACCGAAUAUGAGUUCAGGGUGAUUGCCACCAACACCCUGGGGACAGGAGAUCCGAGCAGCCCGUCGCCUAAAGACACGACCCUGGAAGCAAAUCCUGUGGUGGCGCCCUCGGACAUCGGCGGGGGUGGAGGGACCAGCAGAGAGCUGACCAUCACGUGGACGCCGGUGCAGCCACAGUACUACUACGGUUCCAACUUUGGCUACAUCGUGGCCUUUAAACCUCAAGAUGACGACCAGUGGAGGAGGGUGAUAGUGUCCGACCCCCAGGCCAGCCGCUACGUCCACAAAGAGUUGUCCAUCGUCCCUUUGACCAAGUUCCAGGUCAAAGUCAAAGCGUUCAACAGCGUAGGAGAGGGACCCUACAGCCUCACAGCCACCAUUUCCUCCGGGCAGAAUGCUCCAUCCGAAACUCCUGUGAGCGUCAACAGCAGAGCUCUCUCUGCCACGGAAGCCAUUGUAAGGUGGCAGUCGCUCUUACAAAGCAAUAUAGAGGGAUACCAGGUGAAGUACUGGAGGAAUCUGGAAGACGGCGAGGGUGGGGCUCAGAGGGUGGUGGUGCCCAGCAAGGAGAACCACGCCAAGUUGGAGGGCAUGAAGCCCGACUCCGUUUACCUCAUUGAGGUCAGGAGCUACAACUCUGCAGGCUUCGGGCCGUCCAGCGAACACAUCCAGAUCCACACCAAGAAACCCCCUCCCAGUCGACCGCCAAAAAUAACAGGUAAAAAGUUAAAGGGCAAUUUAGUAAAUAUUUCCUGGGACCACGUCGAACCGCUGGAUAACGAGGCAUCGAUAAAUGGCUACAAAGUGCUGUGCAGGCAGCAGGGUAACUCCACAUCCACCCUGUACACAACAACUAGGCGGUACAUAGAUCUUCCCAUGCCUCCAGAUGUGACCUAUGUGGUGGAGGUCCGGGCGUACACAGAAGGAGGAGACGGGGCUGUGGCACGAAUCCGUAUCACAGGUGGCGGUGUGAUGGCUGCCCAGUCCCUCAGCAUACUUUCCCUGCUCCUGGCGGCCCUCCUCUGCCUGAACCUCUGAAUGUAGCGCCAUCUUUGUCUUCACUCCUCGUGAAGAAGACUCUUUAAGCUAGACGCCAGUUAAGGACUUUGGGACUUUCCACACUCUCUCGGUUCCACCCUACAACCCGGGACUUCGUAUAUUCCAACUCUUCCCCUCUGGAAUUUGUUUGCGGGAAUAGACAGAAAUGGAAAAAAAAUUGGAAAUGGACAAAGACAUCCCUUAUUUAUCCACAAAAAACACCUCUUUGGAGGAGCGUCAAAAGGAGAUCUGUCAACUUUUUAAAUAUGCCUUAUAUAAAUGACUGCACUUAUCCUUCACAGUGAGCUGUUUUUAAAUGGAUCGUGGCUGAAUAUGUGAGCAUUACACUUUACACAGGUUGGCAGUUUAAUGUCUAUAACAUGUUCCAAUCUGUCCCACAGUGCAUUCCACAGUGAAAGUAAACAAGUAGCUGCGAAGGAUAAGUGAACAAGUUUAUAAAACUGUCUUUGUCUUUCUUUACUUGCAGUUCAGUGGCAUUUUCUUAUGUUUUCUUUUCUAAAUGAAGCACAUACUCUGUUACAGAGAUACAGUCAAAGCAAAUCUCAGCCUUUUACAUACUUGGUUUUUUAACAAGCAUCAUAGAGAAGAGCUAUAUAUGUCAUGCUGAAAUAAUAUAUCCAAUAAUUGAUAUUGUUUUGCUAUCUAAUAUACUAUGGAUGUUAUGCAGAGAAAUAGAUUGAUUUGACCUGGAAUCAGUGCUUAUUUACAAAUCACAACAUGAACUCGAGACCAUAUUCACACGGCAGCCAUUUUCCUCUGAUGUCAUGCUCGGGGGUGGGGAAGCUCAAAUGCUGUUUAAACAGAAUAAUGCAGUGUUGCUGCGAUCCGUGUUUGAAACCCAUAUAAACACAGCGAAUCUGACAAACUAUUUUCAUUUCUCAGGUCCUGAACUCAUCAGCAGCUGAGUAAACAAUACAUAGUUCAAAUCUGGCUUAAAUCAUUGUCCCGGAAGUGCAUUGAUAUCUCAGGAUUAUAUUGUCUUUCCCGUUGUAUAACAUGUGUUAAACAGUGAUGUUAGCUAGGAAGUGGUUGAAUGCUUACGUUAGCUGUAGAUCAAGUGUUGUGUAAUCUUGAAAUAUGGUGCCAUGUCCCUCCAGAUUUGAACUACCCAUUGUCUUUCCAGUUGCUGAUCAGUUAGGAAGCGGUGAAAUGAAAACAGUUUGUCAGAUUCUCUGUGUUUUUGGGACUUAUAAAACUUGGAUCACAGCAACACAACAUUAUUCUGUUCAUAACAGGAUUAGCCCCUCCCACCCGAAUCAUGCCGCCAGAGGAAAAUGGCUGCUAUGCGGCUAUGGUCUCUUAAACCACUUUAAAGUUGUGUGCAUGUUGACAUUGUUACAUGAGUAAAUUUGAAAUGGUUCAGAGGUGUUGGGGAGGGUCAGCACGUGGAUCAAUAUUUGCAAAACUGAAUGUAAAGCAAACCACGGGACCAGGUGAACAUAUCAAACAUAUUGAACGUGUUCUUAUUCUGACUGCUGAUUUACCACCUGUAGUUAUACGUGUACAUCUGUGCAGUGAUCAACACCUCAACAUCUGGGUCAAUGUCGUAAACGAUGCUUAAAAAAAAAAAACGCUAAAUUAGAAGUACUUUUGUUUUGACUGUAUCACGAGGACCUCAGUGGUACAAGCUCGUGCUUUGUAAAGAAUGUUGGCUUUUUACAUUUUCAUGUUGUCUCUCAUUUAUGGCUUCGUGUGAGAGUCACAGUAGCGACGCUCAUGCCCUCCAGUAAUUGUGCAAUGUCUGAUUCAUCCGUGGCUAACUUUAUAUAUUUUCCAAUAAGACAACUUGCCUAGCUCCUUUAACAGUAAAUCUAGUAUAUUUCAAUUUUUUCAUUAUCUUGUUUUAACAGAAGGUAUAAGCGAAGGCAUCCAUGUCGGCGGAAAGAGCCAAAGGUCAUGACAUUGUUUUCACUCCAUUAUUUUAAACUUUUUUUUUUAACAAAGAAAUAUAUGAACAUUAUCAGCUGUUGUCAUUUUUUUGUUCAUAAUUAAUAUAUGUGUAUGUCUUCACAGUUUAAAUGUUGAUUUCCCUCAACAACAAAUGCUGCGUUUUGAAUUCCUACGAUUCACGUGUUGUGUGACUGAUGCUGGCCAUGCUUCUACAUUGUGACUAUAUCAACAUCCACCACAAAGUGCUUUUGCCGGUCAUUUCCUUCAUGCGACAAAUCGAAACAAAAAAAAAAGAGUUGCCAAAUGCAUGAAUGCCGACAACCUUGACUGACAUUUGGGUCGAGGCGGUGACUCUACGCUCUAACAUGCAUGACAUUGCAGAUGAAGUGUACAUUACUUUGCAACCAAUCGACACCAUAGCGACUUCUCAACCUCUGUGCUUCAUCUGAAAUACAUUCCAUUACUGAGUGACAUCCCUGUAUGUCAGCGACAGUAGAGAUCUGAGCCUAACACGGGCUUCUUUCAUCUCAUGUGACGUUUUAGGGUGAGUUUUUAAAGAGAAAAAUCUAACUAAAGGAAUCUCACUCGUAAAAAAGCUCAGACAUGGUCUCUUGCACACGAUGGUUGGAAUUUGAUGGCAUCACUGGAGGCAGUGGCAGCGUGUUUGGCUGUUCAGUGCUCCGCUGGACGUGAACGGUACAUGUGAGGGCUGAAACUGGAACUUCUCAUUGGCUGGAUAAGGAACAAUAAAAGUGUAGUUAACUAUUAAA